Molecule: messenger RNA, 1805 nt
Organism: Thalassophryne amazonica
Lineage: Eukaryota; Metazoa; Chordata; Actinopteri; Batrachoidiformes; Batrachoididae
Product: tubulin gamma-1 chain
Exons: 11
Coding region: 85-1440 (451 amino acids)
Biological process (GO): mitotic sister chromatid segregation; mitotic spindle organization; meiotic spindle organization
Cellular component (GO): microtubule; nucleus; spindle
Molecular function (GO): structural constituent of cytoskeleton; GTP binding
Source: RefSeq, a predicted model, not a curated record
CGCAUACAGCGGGCCGGCUGCUGCUGCGCGCUUUGGAUUGAAUUAUUUAGUUUAGUUAGCUCGCUGAGCAUCUGAAGACUAAAUAUGCCGCGGGAAAUCAUAACACUUCAGCUUGGACAGUGUGGCAAUCAAAUUGGAUUUGAAUUUUGGAAGCAGCUGUGUGCAGAGCAUGGCAUCAGCCCAGAGGGAAUUGUUGAGGAGUUUGCAACUGAAGGAACAGACAGAAAGGAUGUGUUCUUCUAUCAGGCUGAUGACGAACACUACAUCCCCCGUGCAGUUCUGCUAGAUCUGGAGCCCAGAGUGAUCCACUCCAUCCUCAACUCUCCUUAUGCCAACCUAUACAACCCGGAGAACAUUUACCUCUCUGAGCAUGGUGGAGGUGCUGGGAACAACUGGGCUAGUGGCUAUUCACAGGGUAAAAAAAUCCAAGAAGACAUCUUUGACAUUAUUGACCGGGAGGCAGAUGGUAGCGACAGUUUGGAGGGCUUCGUCCUCUGUCAUUCAAUUGCUGGUGGGACCGGAUCAGGGUUGGGAUCCUAUCUACUGGAGAAACUUAAUGACAGGUACCCAAAGAAGCUGGUCCAGACUUAUUCUGUUUUCCCGAACCAGGAUGAGAUGAGUGAUGUGGUGGUGCAGCCGUACAACUCGCUGCUAACACUGAAAAGGCUCACCCAAAAUGCAGACUGUGUGGUUGUGUUAGACAACACGGCACUAAAUCGAAUUGCCACAGACAGACUGCACAUCCAGAACCCCUCCUUCUCUCAGAUCAAUCAACUGGUUUCCACCAUCAUGUCUGCCAGUACGACUACACUGCGAUACCCAGGUUACAUGAACAACGACCUGAUCGGCCUCAUCGCGUCCCUCAUUCCCACGCCACGUCUCCACUUUCUUAUGACCGGGUACACACCGCUCACAACUGACCAGUCGGUUGCUAGCGUGAGGAAGACCACAGUGCUGGACGUGAUGAGGAGGCUUCUGCAACCUAAGAACGUAAUGGUGUCCACAGGACGAGAGAGACAGCCGAGCCACUGCUAUAUCGCCAUCCUGAACAUAAUCCAGGGUGAAGUCGACCCCACGCAGGUACAUAAAAGUCUCCAAAGGAUCCGUGAACGUAAACUCGCCAGUUUCAUUCCCUGGGGUCCAGCCAGUAUUCAAGUGGCUUUGUCCAGGAAGUCCCCAUACCUGCCGUCCGCCCACAGAGUCAGCGGUCUGAUGAUGGCCAACCACACAAGUAUUUCCUCUCUCUUUGAGCGGACGUACCGGCAAUAUGACAAACUGCGGAAGCGCGGAGCUUUUCUGGAGCAGUUCCGCAAAGAAGACAUAUUCAAGGACAACUUUGACGAGCUGGACAACUCUCGGGAAGUGGUCCAACAGCUGGUGGACGAGUACAGCGCAGCAACGCGCCCAGAUUACAUUUCCUGGGGCACACAGGAACAGUGAGCAGACAUGUUGAUUUCCAUGUCAAACAGAAUUCCUUCUGAUGAGUGCUUAGUUAGUUUAGCCGAACCCAGCCCCUCUACACUUUGAAUUAUUUUCCUACAUUCAGGCAUCCCCAGGGUGAAAGAAACAUGUCUGUAGCCACAUUUAUUGAAUUUUUACAACAUAAGGUAUAGUCCAUUUAUGUCUCAGCAUUGACUAAAUCAGUUUGGACAAUAAAUUGUUCUAUUUUCACCAGGAAGUAAAAUGUGCACAAUGCUCCAAAGUGACAAUUGGCUGAAAUAAUUUAGAUGACAUUUUAUACAGAUUAUGAAAAUAACCAGUUAAUUAGAUUAUCACAGCACCAUUUAUUUUGUUGGGUUGGCAGU